Mizuhopecten yessoensis (Yesso scallop) is the source of this 5622-nucleotide messenger RNA. Its product is annotated as clathrin heavy chain 1. Lineage: Eukaryota; Metazoa; Mollusca; Bivalvia; Pectinida; Pectinidae. The transcript is spliced from 32 exons. Gene Ontology annotation, biological process: receptor-mediated endocytosis; intracellular protein transport. Gene Ontology annotation, cellular component: clathrin coat of trans-Golgi network vesicle; clathrin complex; clathrin-coated endocytic vesicle. The coding region runs from base 137 to 5218 and encodes 1693 amino acids. The record is from RefSeq and is a predicted model, not a curated record. Gene Ontology annotation, molecular function: structural molecule activity; clathrin light chain binding.
GCACCCGGUGGCCGCCAUCUUGGCAGAAGACGAACGAACCCACAGCAACGCAGCUACCGGUUUUACCGGUAUAUCUUUGAUUUAGACUGAAUAUCGUCGUUUGCAAAGACUCAUAAGGGGAUAAAGAACAGACAACAUGGCAACGCUGCUCCCAAUACGGUUUCAGGAGCAUUUGCAGCUCCAGAAUGUUGGAAUCAAUGCAUCCAAUAUUGGGUUCAGUACCCUCACCAUGGAGUCAGACAAGUACAUUUGUAUCAGAGAGAAAGUUAGUGACACUGCCCAGGUUGUCAUCAUCGAUAUGAAUGACUCAAGCAAUCCCAUUCGCCGUCCCAUUUCGGCCGACUCUGCUAUAAUGAACCCUGCAAGCAAAGUCAUCGCUCUCAAAGCUGGAAAAACUCUGCAAAUCUUCAAUAUUGAGAUGAAAAGCAAAAUGAAGUCACAUACCAUGACAGAUGAUGUCAUCUUUUGGAAAUGGAUUUCCGUAAACACCGUUGCCCUGGUAACAGAAACCUGUGUUUACCAUUGGAGUAUGGAAGGCGACUCGCAGCCUCAGAAGAUCUUCGACAGACAUACCAAUCUUGCUGGAUGUCAGAUUAUCAACUACAGGACAGAUGCCAAGCAGCAGUGGUUACUUGUCAUUGGCAUUUCAGCACAGACGGGGGCUGAAGCAGCACAAAACCGUGUUGUGGGUGCAAUGCAGCUGUAUUCUGUUGAAAGAAAAGUCAGCCAGCCUAUAGAGGGACAUGCAGCAGCCUUUGCCACCUUCAAACUAGAAGGCAACUCCAACCCUUCCACACUAUUCAUGUUCGCUGUCAGAGGGGCACAAGGUGGAAAGCUUCAUGUGAUUGAGGUAGGCCAGCCACCUCAGGGAAACCAGCCUUUUACGAAGAAGGCAGUGGAUGUUUUCUUCCCACCCGAAGCACAGAAUGAUUUCCCCGUUGCCAUGCAGGUGAGUCCCAAACACAGCGUAACUUUCCUCAUCACAAAGUAUGGCUACAUCCAUAUGUAUGACAUUGAGACUGGUACCUGUAUCUACAUGAACCGCAUCAGUGGCGACACCAUCUUUGUCACUGCCCCUCACGAAGCUUCGUCAGGAAUCAUCGGGGUCAACAGAAAAGGACAGGUAUUGUCGGUGAGUGUGGAAGAAGAUAACAUUGUCCAAUACUUGACAACCACACUGCAGAACCCUGACCUUGCUCUCAAGGUCGCAUCCCGGGGCAACCUACCUGGUGCAGAAGAUCUCUUUGUCCGUAAAUUCAACAACCUCUUCCAGAGUGGCAACUAUGCAGAGGCUGCCAAGGUAGCCGCAGGCGCCCCAAAGGGUAUACUACGGACACCCCAGACCAUACAGCGAUUCCAGCAGGUGCCGGCAACCACAGGUCAAACUUCUCCACUCCUCCAGUAUUUUGGAAUCCUGCUAGACAAAGGUCAGCUCAACAAGUAUGAAUCUCUUGAGCUGUGCCGCCCAGUGUUACAGCAGGGUCGUAAACAGCUGCUGGAAAAGUGGCUGAAGGAAGAGAAGUUGGAAUGUAGUGAAGAGCUCGGCGAUCUAGUCAAGGCUACAGACCCAACGCUGGCUCUGUCUGUGUACCUCAGAGCAAACGUACCAAACAAAGUAAUCCAGUGUUUUGCAGAGACGGGACAAUUCCAGAAAAUUGUGUUGUAUGCUAAAAAAGUGGGUUUCACCCCUGAUUUUAUAUUCCUCCUGCGUAACAUCAUGAGGAUGAACCCAGAGCAAGGCCUACAGUUCGCCCAGAUGUUAGUACAAGAUGAUGAGCCACUAGCAGAUCUUAACCAGAUUGUGGAUGUCUUCAUGGAAUUCAACCUGAUUCAGCAGUGUACUUCCUUUCUGUUGGAUGCUCUGAAGAACAACCGGCCUGCAGAGGCACCCCUACAGACCAGACUUUUAGAAAUGAAUCUUAUGUCUGCUCCACAGGUGGCAGAUGCCAUCCUCGGCAAUCAGAUGUUUACUCACUACGACCGUGCCCAUGUGGCCCAGCUGUGUGAGAAGGCAGGACUUCUACAAAGGGCCCUGGAACACUACACAGACCUUUAUGACAUCAAGCGGGCAGUCGUACACACCCAUCUCCUCAACCCAGAGUGGCUGGUGAACUACUUUGGCUCAUUGUCUAUAGAGGACUCGUUAGAAUGUCUGAAGGCCAUGCUGCAGGCAAACAUCCGCCAGAACCUGCAAGUGUGUGUACAGAUAGCCACCAAAUACCAUGAGCAGCUAGGCACACAGUCACUCAUAGAGAUCUUCGAGUCCUUUAAAAGUUUUGAAGGUCUCUUCUAUUUCCUGGGAUCCAUCGUUAACUUCAGUCAGGACACAGACGUCCAUUUUAAGUACAUCCAGGCUGCCUGUAAGACUGGGCAGAUCAAAGAGGUGGAGCGAAUCUGUCGCGAGAGUAACUGUUAUGAUCCAGAGAGGGUGAAAAAUUUCCUCAAGGAGGCCAAGCUUACGGACCAGCUGCCGUUGAUCAUUGUGUGUGAUCGCUUUGACUUUGUUCAUGACUUGGUUCUCUACCUGUACCGCAAUAGCUUACAAAAGUACAUAGAGAUCUAUGUACAGAAGGUAAACCCUGCCCGGCUCCCGGUUGUAAUUGGUGGACUCCUUGAUGUUGACUGUGGGGAAGACGUCAUCAAACAGCUGAUCCUUGUUGUGAAAGGACAGUUCUCUACUGACGAGCUGGUGGAGGAGGUAGAGAAGCGUAACAGGAUGAAGCUGCUGCUGCCGUGGUUGGAGAUGCGUGUCCAUGAGGGAGUUCAGGAACCAGCCACGCACAAUGCUCUAGCUAAAAUUAACAUAGACAGCAACAACAACCCGGAGAGGUUCCUCAGAGAGAACCAAUUCUACGACAGUUUAGUAGUGGGUAAAUAUUGUGAGAAGCGUGACCCCCACUUGGCGUGUGUAGCUUAUGAAAGAGGACAGAACGACAUGGAACUCAUCAAGGUGUGCAAUGAGAACUCGCUGUUCAAGAGUGAGGCGAGAUACCUGGUACGUCGCCGUGACACUGACCUAUGGGCAGUGGUGCUACAGGAGGAUAAUGAAUACAGACGCCAGCUGAUUGACCAGGUGGUCCAGACAGCGCUGUCCGAGACACAGGACCCGGAGGAUAUUUCUGUCACAGUCAAGGCUUUUAUGACCUCAGAUCUUCCAAAUGAACUGAUUGAACUGUUGGAAAAGAUUGUUCUGGAGAACUCUGUCUUCAGUGACCACAGAAAUCUACAGAACCUGUUGAUUCUGACAGCAAUAAAAGCCGACCGUACCAGAGUGAUGGAGUAUAUUAACCGCCUCGACAACUACGAUGCCCCUGACAUUGCUAACAUUGCUAUCAGUAAUGAGCUUUUUGAGGAAGCUUUUGCAAUCUUCAAGAAAUUUGAGGUCAACACAUCAGCAAUACAGGUUCUGAUAGACCAUGUGAACAACCUUGAUCGGGCCUACGAGUUUGCUGAGCGGUGUAAUGACCCAGCAGUGUGGAGCCAGCUAGGCAGAGCUCAAUUGAAUCAAGGUUUGGUGAAAGAGGCCAUUGACUCCUUCAUCAAGGCUGAUGACCCGUCUGAGUACAUGGAGGUAGUAAACGUGGCCAGUAACAACAAUAGUUGGGAAGACCUGGUGAAAUUUUUACAAAUGGCCAGAAAGAAGGCACGGGAAACAUUCAUAGAAACGGAACUUAUUUAUGCCUAUGCAAAAACCAACAGACUUGCAGAUUUAGAGGAGUUUAUUUCGGGGCCAAACCAUGCUAAUAUUACACAGGUGGCUGACCGUUGCUUUGACGACCAGAUGUACGAGGCAGCCAAAUUGCUGUAUAACAAUGUGUCUAACUAUGCGCGUCUAGCCAUCACCCUGGUACACCUAGGAGAGUACCAGGGAGCUGUGGAUGGGGCACGCAAGGCCAACAGUACAAAGACAUGGAAAGAGGUGUGUUUUGCCUGUGUGAACAAUGAAGAGUUCCGGUUAGCCCAGAUGUGCGGACUCCACAUAGUAGUACAUGCUGAUGAGCUAGAGGAUUUAAUAAAUUAUUACCAGGACCGUGGCUACUUCGAGGAACUCAUAUCGCUACUUGAGGCAGCAUUAGGUUUAGAAAGAGCCCAUAUGGGUAUGUUUACAGAAUUAGCUAUCUUAUACUCUAAAUACAAGCCGGAGAAGAUGAGGGAGCACUUAGAACUAUUCUGGUCCAGAGUCAACAUUCCAAAGGUUUUACGAGCAGCAGAGCAGGCACAUCUGUGGCCAGAGCUCGUAUUCUUGUAUGAUAAAUAUGAGGAGUAUGACAAUGCCGUGAUAACAAUGAUGAGCCACCCAACGGCAGCUUGGCGCGAGAGUCAGUUCAAGGACAUUAUAACCAAGGUGGCCAACAUUGAGCUGUACUACAAAGCAGUACAGUUCUACCUCGACUUCAAGCCACUAUUACUCAAUGACCUUCUGCUGGUUUUAACUCCUCGUCUGGACCACACCCGUGCAGUCAACUUUUUCACCAAGGUCAACGAAAUCCCACUGGUGAAGCCAUACCUUAGGGCAGUGCAAAAGAACAACAACAAAGCAACAAAUGAGGCGUUGAACAACCUGCUGAUUGAGGAGGAGGAUUACCAGGGCCUUCGCACCUCCAUUGAUGCAUACGAUAACUUCGACAACAUAACCCUUGCUCAGCGCCUUGAGAAACAUGAGCUGAUUGAGUUUAGGCGUAUCGCUGCUUACCUCUACAAAGGCAAUAAUCGCUGGAAACAGUCGGUGGACCUGUGUAAAAAAGAUAAGCUUUUCAAGGAUGCCAUGUGCUAUGCGGGUGAGUCGCGGAACAUUGACAUAGCAGAGGAUUUGAUUGCCUGGUUCCUGGAGAACCAAUACCAUGAAUGUUUUGCCGCCUGCCUGUUUCAAUGUUAUGACUUGCUGAGACCAGAUGUGAUCCUAGAGCUGGCCUGGCGACACAACAUCAUGGACUUUGCCAUGCCUUACAUGAUACAGGUUGUGAGAGAAUACAUUUCCAAGGUUGAUAAGCUAGAGCAGUCCGAAGCAGUACGAUCAGAGGAGGAACAGAAAGCUGAGGACCGCCCCAUUGUAUUUGCGGAGAACCAACUGAUGCUGACAGCUGGGCCUGCAACAAUGAUACCACCACCUCAAGCACCCUCGCCCCAGCCUGGCUAUGGAGCACAGUACCCAGGGAUGGUGCCGGGCAUGGCCCCAGGAAUGGCCCCUGGCAGUGUGCCAUAUGGCUACAGCAUGUGAUCACAUCCUCUUUAUAAAUGUCAUGUGCUUGUUUAUGAGGCACAACAGGACUUGUUAUUGUUAUAGGGACCUGAGGACACUGGCAAAAAACGGUAGUUAGGGACUGAUCAGUCUGGUCAGUUAAUGGUCAGACUGAGUGGUCAUUUAAUUUUGUCAGCUGGUCAUCCUGUUUUUUUGUUUUUUUUUACCAAUCAUUUGUCUGGAGAGAGAUGUCUAAUCCAAGUUGGGCUUGUUAACCGUUAGUAGAACAGCCUGUUGAUUGGUUAGCUGAAUGGUCAUGUGACUUGUAUACAUGUACUGCACCGUUUGUUUGUCCUCCUGUGAUUUUCAUGAUUUAGUUUGUUGAUAUAUUGAGAUGUGUGAGUAUUACUGUAUUGUGAUAGAGGUGUGUACCUUGGUGGCUG